AUGAAUGAAAUAAUGUUGAACAACAGUAACAACACUUUGACUGGUCAAACAACCAACUCAAAUCAAUCACUUGUUGAUUUGAAUAUACUUGCUACUGUCUUGGGUAUUUUGGGUAUUAAAAUUGGUGCCACUGUAUUAUAA
Heterostelium album PN500 is the source of this 141-nucleotide messenger RNA. RefSeq lists its product as uncharacterized. Lineage: Eukaryota; Evosea; Eumycetozoa; Acytosteliales; Acytosteliaceae. The record is from RefSeq and is a predicted model, not a curated record. The transcript has a single exon. Bases 1 to 141 code for a protein of 46 amino acids.